GCAAAUAUGCGUACUAUAGGCCUAUAUGAUAAACAUUUAUUAAAGUAACAUUGCAAGGAGGAGGAGAGGCUGCGGUAGGUGGGUCGCUGAUACAGCGCCACAGGAACUAUUGUGCCAAACGAAAAGUAAAUGGACCAUGACAAUAAGAUUCCAUUGAUUCACAGCAUUGGUCCCAUUUACUGUCAUCUCUCUUUUACACACACUGAUCGACAAGCACAAGCGAAACGGAUUGCAAAUACACGAAGACGUUUAGUGAAAAAUGGCGCAAUGUAAGAACACUUGUUUUAUUAGAUUUCGAAACGAAUUGAUGUGGAAGAAAUUGUGGUUAGAUGAGCCGAAUCCGAGCAAAUUUGCAACGACUGCGUGGAUAGGAACACAAUACCCAUUUUUAGUAUACCGAAUUGUCUGUUUUAUAUAUUCGGCAUCGAUUUUGUCUUGGAACUCUUAUCAAGCAUCUCAGUUAUCAUCAGAACAACUUGUGGCUGAAUGGUUCUUAUCCUACCCAACAUGGAGUUUUAUGAUGCUUACUUUGUAUUGCACGUUGGCCCUUUUACUGGCUGGUUUCAACUUUGACAAUGACUGUCUCUGUAAUGAUGACUUUUCGUGGUAUCAUAAAGUCUGUUGGAUCUUGCACGUUAUAAGCUUUAACGGUUCUUUGGCAUGCAUGAUUGGAUCAAUUGCUCAUUUGAUCGCCCGAUCUGCUAACAACACUGAAGCUAUGACAUACACAGAAGUAUUUAAAAGUGACGACAUCAAUUUCUACGUCAUAAGUCCUAUGGUGAUGCUAAUCGACGUUUUCAUCCAUGAUAUAUCGGUGCGACUCCUGCAUUUCGUUUAUCCGGACGCCUGGUUCAUCUUUUUCUCACUAAUUCACGUUUACAGAUGGGCUGCUGGAUAUAUACCUACCCACUUGGUAUUUUCGUUUACCGAUAUACCGGCCUCAAUGCCUUCUCUAUUUCUUUUGUUUGUUGUAGUUAUCUAUAUCCCAGUCAUUCAUCAAAUUGCAUUCGGAAUUGAUUCAUUACGAAAGAAACUACUAGUGGUAAUGUGGACAAGGUUCAAGCACGAAAGAUUACAAACCACUCAUUCUCCAUAUCGCAAUACUACAGUCAAUCGCUGUAUUUCUCAGGAGACUACUUCGUCAUUUGCAUUUUCGCCUAAUAGUGCUGGUCUCGACGGGCUCAGGCAAAGUACGGAUGACGUUUACGGAGUGUCCAAUGAAAAGCCGAAACAAAAAGAACAUUAUGCAAUGAAAAUUCUGUCGUCGAGGUGAAAGUUAAUUUCAUUAUUGCCACUGUACCCAUCAUAUGGAGGUUGCAUAUCUCGACACUAUAUUCUUAUUAUUCCAUACACAAAUGGCAUAGAAGGGAAAUGUCUAUGAGUUUAUCUUAGUUUCGUCAUAUAGAAUCCUGAAAAACACUGAAUAUAAAAUAAAAAAAAACUUUAAAACUAUAUCAGCCUGAAACAUCUUAGUUUAUGAAAAAAGUUUUCCCAACAUAUCUCUAUACAGUCUCUAUAUGUUUUAUGGCGAUGCUUCUAAUCUAUUUAUAUGCUCCGUGUCUAACAUGUAUUUAUAUGAGCUGAAUAUUCACAAUGAUUUAACUAUGGAAGCCCUCUUUACUUACGGUACAUAUUCUGGAGUUUGUAAUAGGUUCGUUUCUAAGUACAAUAUCCUUUCCCACGCGUGGCCCUCGCAUACGGCUGCCAUAACGUCCUUAAGAUUUGUCCUUAUUUUGAAGGUCUUUGUCUUAGAAAAUAUUUUUCUAAGUACAAUAUCCUUUCCCACGCGUGGCCCUCGCAUACGGCUGCCAUAACGUCCUUAAGAUUUGUCCUUAUUUUGAAGGUCUUUGUCUUAGAAAAUAUUUUUGUCUUUAUUUCUAAGAAACGUCUUUAUUUUGACAUGUGUCCUUAUUUUGUGGGUAGAGGUUCUAAUACCAGGCACUUAGAUUAGUAAAUUCGAAUGAUUGAUUUGCGAGAAUUGAUAUUUUACAACCUCAUUGAUUGCUACACGCAUUCAUUUUGUAAUAACAGCAAAUUAAUUGACACGAUGACUAAACAAUAGCCUACCGGCCAAAAUCAGUUCGUGUAACUUGAAUCAAAAUACAAUUUGAAAGUGAGAUGGAACAGAUUGUUUUUAAGAAUAGAGAACUGCUGGAGCAAAUCCUUUCUAGUACAAAGUAUGAUUAGACACGGGUCGCACUGGCAUGCAUGCAUUUUGUUUAUUACAUUUCGUUCCUCGUUAUCUUAUUAUUAUGUUUCCCUGCUGACUUAUUUUUGGGUUCAUAUCGAUGGCAGCCCUGGCUAUACAUCAUUUCAAAUAUCAAAGCCCUAUCUCACACAUGACUUUAAGCUGCCUCUUCAGUUUGCUCAAAAUUUUUUUUGUUGGCCACUUUUUAUAUUCUAUUAUCCCCUUCCAUUGCCAUAUUUACUCAAACCAAUCACUUGAACUUUAGGUUAACUC
Messenger RNA from Styela clava, 2461 nucleotides. RefSeq lists its product as uncharacterized. Gene Ontology annotation, cellular component: membrane. NCBI's taxonomy places the organism in Eukaryota, Metazoa, Chordata, Ascidiacea, Stolidobranchia, Styelidae. The record is from RefSeq and is a predicted model, not a curated record.